Messenger RNA from Paramecium pentaurelia, 995 nucleotides. NCBI's taxonomy places the organism in Eukaryota, Ciliophora, Oligohymenophorea, Peniculida, Parameciidae. The record is from the annotation of a GenBank genome assembly.
AUGUCUUGGUUAUUUAAUAAAGCUUAACAGCCAGCACAACAGCUCAAAUUACCAGCCUAAUUUGCUGAGAAGGUCUUAAAUUUAGAAUUGGAUGUUGACUCUAAUGCUGCUUCAAAAGAUGAGAUUCAAGAACUAUUAUAACUCUAUAGUGUAAUCAAUUACUCCUAAUCUUUUUAGUAAGCCGUAGAAUACUAUUCUUCUAUGAAAUCUGAAAGAUACACAGUAUUUACAAAUAAAAUUCAAACCUUAUUGAUGAAACCUUAUGUAAAUAAAAUCUUGGGAUCAGAAGCCAAAUAGGAAUAAAAAUAAUUUCAAUAGCAAAAUGUACAGAAAGAAUAAAUCAAGAAUAAUAUCUAAUUUAUUUAGCAGAUGGAUAGCAAUAAAUAGGUUUAAUAGAUGAUGACUGCUGCAAUUGAUGAAAAGAUCAAAAUAGAAAAUAUGAUAGCUGACGAUUUUAAAUUAUAAGAUCAUAGAGUCUAAUAAAGAAUGCUAAUGAGAAUAAAGGUACUUUUAUGAUCAAUAAUAAUUUUAAGGAUCCUUCCAAGUACAAUUUGGCUAUCUCGAAAAGUACUUCCUUGAGACAUCUAAAAUUAGACAUUGAAACUUAAAGUUAAUAGUCAACACUACCUGAUAUGUAAGAACAAGGGUUAGAAAGUAUAUCAGAAUAAGCAUUUGAUAAAAUAUCAGAAGCUGAAGCAUAAUAACAGUUUACUGAUUUAAUUAAGAAUGAUAUUGAUUCAACUGAACAAAUAACUCAAACCCAAGAACUGAAUAUAUAAUCUAAUCAGAUUUCCCUACCGAUAAAACCAUCCUAGAUAGAGGAUUAUCAUUAAGCUUAUUUAAAUGAUGAUCCUCAACCUAUUGAUUAAUAAAAUUGGACACCAUAACUAGGAGAUUUUAGUCAUCCAAAAACAAAAAAAGUUAGAGACAUGGUUAACAAAAAUUAAGUUCUUAAGAAAUAAAAAAUGGAACUGAAUAACGUUUUACCAUGUUGA